Molecule: messenger RNA, 981 nt
Organism: Brassica oleracea var. oleracea
Lineage: Eukaryota; Viridiplantae; Streptophyta; Magnoliopsida; Brassicales; Brassicaceae
Exons: 1
Coding region: 105-872 (255 amino acids)
Source: RefSeq, a predicted model, not a curated record
CCUCUCUCUCUAUUUCAGAUUGUUUUUUGUUUUUUUUUUCAUAGAAAAGAGAGAAGUUUUGUGUGUUGUAUCUGUUUUGCUCUAUUUGAUAAAAAAAAAAGAAGAUGCAAGUUGUUUCUCCUUCGUCUCCGGCGGCGAGGUUCGUUGGAAAAGAAAGAUUCGCCGAGCUUUACGGGAAGUUAAACGACGACUUCAGCUCCAAACUCAAGGUCGGUGUUACAGAGAAGGAAGAAGUCUCUAAUGAUGAUGACGAAGGAGAAGGCGACGAGUUCUCGUUCGCUAGUGUAAACGGAGAGAACUCACCGAUAACGGCGGAUGAAGCUUUCGAAGGCGGUCAGAUCCGACCGGUUUACCCUUUCUUUAACCGGAAUCUCCUCUUCGAACCGGAGGCUAAAGAAUCUCUCCGUUCUCCUCUCAAGAAGGUCUUCGUGGAAAGAGAGGAAGCCACCACCACCACCACCGCUACGGAAGAAUCUGAGCCGAUAGGUCCUUACUGCUCGUGGUCAGGUAGAACGGUGGAGGAAGCUUCGCCGAAGACUUGUCGGAAAAGUAACUCGACAGGAUUCUCGAAGCUUUGGAGGUUUAGAGAUCUUGUCCUGAGAAGCAAAAGCGACGGUAAAGACGCGUUUGUGUUUCUUAGCAACGGUUCUUCGUCGCAGUCGUCUUCUUCUACGGCGGCGGCGGCGAAACCGAGCGGCGUGAAGAGAGCGGAGAAGGCGAAGAAGAUGAAAACGAAGUCGGCACACGAGAGGCUGUACAUGAGGAACAGAGCGAUACGAGAAGAAGGGAAACGGAGAUCGUAUCUUCCGUACAAACAUGUCGGGUUCUUCACCAAUGUCAGUGGUCUUACAAGGAAUGUUCAUCCUUACUGAUCAUCAGCUUCUUGUUGCUCUGACAAAACUUUGAUUUCGUAUAUAGUUAAAAAUCUAACCAUGUCUUAAUACUAUUAUAAUAACCCUUUUUCUCUAAGCAAAAAAGUUA